AUGGCGAGUAAUAACUUUGACAAUAGCACAAUGUCUUCAACGAGUCUUUUGUAUCGAAAUGGACCCACGUCACCGCUUGAGAUUGAAAAGUCGCCGACAUUAGUGUAUGACAGUGAUGGGGAUGAUGACACUCUCCUUGCUCUUUCAUCAUUAGCCAAAAUGGAGACGAACUUUCGAAAUGAAAUUGAUCUUCUACAUCAAAAUAAACUUUUAGUUUCGUCAUCGUCGAUAUUUGAAAGUUCUGCAGACUACAUUGAUAUUGUUCAGCAAGCUAUUGAUGCUGUUGAAGACGCACUUGUACGAUGGCCUAAGUAUGAUCGUCGCAAGGCGCUGACUGAGCUUAUCAUGCAUGCGAAGCUCGAGCAGGCGAAGAAGAUCACUGCUUAUAACUCUGGCUGCCUUGAGAAUGCGAAUGUUUGGGCAGAAAUGUUAAUGCAGGUUCAGGAGCUUGGGCGCAACUAUCCCAAAGACCCACAAGUCCACGAGCUCGUAUAUUUGGUUCAGCAAUGCCUAACGAAUAACGAGAAACACGUCAAUGAAGAGAAGGAGACUCAUAAAUAUGGUGAUCGAGAACGAGAACAUUGUGAAACCGUUGAAGUGGAGAAAACGUUGGAGCCUGAGAUUGACAAUAAUCUUCAUGUUUGUGGCAGACUGGGAGAAGUAGAUGUCGAUUGUUACACUGAUACUGAAGGCUCUCUCGACUACAGAAUCACUGAAGAGAUUGUACAGGCAAUGUCGAAUCAAUUUGAAACCAAUAAUGAUGAAGAAAAACAUGUCAAACAUGAGAUAUCAAUUAACAAAGAGCUCAACACAGCACCUUUGUCACGUCCAAUAUUGGCGACCAGAUUGCGCGAGCUUGUCCCCAUCUUGACAGACAAUGCCGUGCUAAAAGGUGUCCAGGUUCCUCAACUACCGCGUGGAAGAGAUGGGUGGAACAAUAAUUAUGUCAACGGAGAUUCGCCUUCUUUGAAUGCGCUGUCCUCGAAAUUUGUCAAACGAACGUCUCGUCAAAAGUUUCGAUUUCCAGAAAAAGAGUUAUUACGUUUUUUGGAAAAUGAAGACAAGAAGUCAGGCCUAACAUGUACUUCAGGUCCAAUUCGUCGCUAUAGCCACAAUUCCAAAAUUACUUGCACCGUUCCACUACGACGAAAAUCGUUUAUCAUGAAGCGCACUUCGCUUAAAAGUAGCAAUUUCGCUGGAAUCAAUCUCUUGAACCCAAGCGCAAACAUUGCAGCGUCAAAACGUGAGAAUGCGUCGUUCACUUUGCCUUAUGCCUUUAAAUUGAUUAAACAACGAGAGGCUUCUCGCCGUAAAUCGACAAGUACAUGUCAUUCUACAGUUUCGAAAUUAACGUCAAAUCGUCGUAACAUGAGCUUUUCGACCAUCAGGAAACAGAUACCCGUCACUUCUUAUAGCAAACGAAAUUCAAUUACUUUGACCAGCAAACCCUCAUCUAGCUCUCUUAAUGCGACAUCCUCGACAUCUUCUCCAAUACCUUCUUCUCAAACACAAAUGGUGUUGCGUGUACGCGCACGUGAUGGCGUUCCACAGCUUCUUAUUGCUAAAAAACCAGUGCGAUGUGUCGUAUGGCAUUGGAAUGACCGGUGCAUUCGCGUGCCAUUUAUGAGUGCUGCUAAUAUGAUGGAACUUGGACCUGCACAACAUGGUAUCAUGUUGCGACAACUACGAUAUGUGAAAUCUAUGAUGCACGAUUAUCCGUGGGCCAAAGCUCACUUACGAUCACUAUUGUCCAAAUAUACAGCUAAAGAAGUGACAAAGGAAGAGCUAUAUCCUCAAUUAAAUGCAUUGGGUCAGCAAGUGCAACGUGAAUUAAGCACUCGCGCCAAACAACAUCGUACAUUAACAGCUCGCAAACAACGUCUUACGAUAACUUUAACACUGGCAACAAAUACGAUCAAUGAUACGAUCGUGACAAAAUUUGGUCGACGUGGUCGUCCACAUGCCUCGCGCUUGCUAUACGAUCCAAUGACUCCACUUCAAUUACGUUGGAGACGCAAACACGGUGAGCGUAGCGUUGAAUUUUUGGUUGUUGAUAAGAUCCAAGUCAUUGAAGGUCACGACAAUUCUAUUGGAAAUGGUAGUACACCAUCUUUUGGGCGUGGUAAUAAGAAGGCGGCUGCAGCAGUUGCAAUUGAUCCUGAAUCGUGUCUCUCACUUGUGACACCAACAAGGUCACUUGAUUUGCAAGUUGCUAGUUCACUGCAUCGAGAAUGGUUGGCAAAUGCUGUGCGUGAUAUUAUAUCCUUUGCACAUCAAUUUAAGGCAGCAAAAGCGAAUACUGUGAAUUCUGGUGACAGUAGUAGUUCAUGUGAUACUGUGCUUAGUUCUGCAAGACGAUCACGACAAGCUCCAUCGUCUUAG
Plasmopara halstedii is the source of this 2382-nucleotide messenger RNA. RefSeq lists its product as uncharacterized. The record is from RefSeq and is a predicted model, not a curated record. The coding region runs from base 1 to 2382 and encodes 793 amino acids. The transcript has 2 exons. NCBI's taxonomy places the organism in Eukaryota, Oomycota, Peronosporomycetes, Peronosporales, Peronosporaceae.